CUCCGCGCCCGGCGCUCGGCGGCGCUCGGCUGUCUCCGUCCGCUCGGGUCUGCGCUCGGCUCCGGUCCGCGGCCGCUGCGGCGCCGGGCAUUUCUCCGCAGCUGGGCUCGCGGCCGCGCCCGCCGCCCGGCCCGCGCCCAUGCAGGCCAUCAAGUGCGUGGUGGUCGGCGAUGGCGCCGUGGGGAAGACCUGCUUGCUGAUCAGCUACACGACCAACGCCUUCCCGGGAGAGUACAUCCCCACUGUUUUCGACAACUACUCUGCGAAUGUGAUGGUGGAUGGGAAGCCGGUCAACCUAGGGCUGUGGGACACUGCUGGGCAAGAGGACUACGACCGGCUGCGGCCACUCUCUUAUCCCCAGACUGACGUCUUUCUGAUCUGCUUCUCCCUGGUGAGCCCGGCCUCCUUUGAAAAUGUUCGAGCCAAGUGGUACCCAGAGGUGCGGCACCACUGCCCCCACACGCCCAUCCUCCUGGUGGGCACCAAGCUGGAUCUGCGUGACGACAAGGACACCAUUGAGCGGCUGCGGGACAAGAAGCUGGCGCCCAUCACCUACCCACAGGGCCUGGCCAUGGCCCGGGAGAUCGUGUCCCCCCACCCUCGCUGCUCCCUCCUCACUGCCCCCUCCCUCGCUGCCCCAGGCUCCGUCAAGUACCUGGAGUGCUCAGCCCUGACUCAGCGGGGCCUGAAGACAGUGUUUGACGAGGCCAUCCGCGCUGUGCUCUGCCCGCCCCCCGUGAAGAAGCCGGGGAAGAAGUGCACAGUCUUCUAGAGCCGGCUUCUAGAGGAGCAGCCCCGCCCCCACCCGUGUCUGCUGUUGUGUUGAGAUGUUUGGUGUCCCUAAGUCUGCUGUGGGGAAGUGAUGGGGAGGGAGGAGCAUGGGGACGGGUCUGCCACUCCCGGGGGCGGGGCUGGGGCGAUGGGGUCCGUGGGCUCUGCCUCCCCUUUCUGGGGGCCGCUCCAGCCUCCCCUGGCUCCCACGGGAGGCCGGGAGGGAGCAGGGUCUCCCUCAGGCUGCAGGGGCAGGUCCAGGGCAGCCCCAGGACGGGCUUCCCUCUGGGGGAGGUUGGGGGUUGGUUCUGUCCAUGGGCCCCGGGAUGGGGCGGCCCCUUCUUAUUUUAUACAAUAAACAUUCUCCAACAUCUGGC
Molecule: messenger RNA, 1148 nt
Organism: Equus caballus (horse)
Lineage: Eukaryota; Metazoa; Chordata; Mammalia; Perissodactyla; Equidae
Gene: RAC3
Product: Rac family small GTPase 3
Biological process (GO): engulfment of apoptotic cell; cortical cytoskeleton organization; small GTPase-mediated signal transduction
Cellular component (GO): cytoplasmic vesicle; cytoskeleton; neuron projection
Molecular function (GO): GTPase activity; protein kinase binding; GTP binding
Source: RefSeq, a predicted model, not a curated record